Molecule: messenger RNA, 1296 nt
Organism: Spirodela intermedia
Lineage: Eukaryota; Viridiplantae; Streptophyta; Magnoliopsida; Alismatales; Araceae
Source: the annotation of a GenBank genome assembly
AUGGUCGGUACGCCGGAUCUUAUGUAUUAAUUUUCUGCACCUUGUUUCUCUGCUCAUCAUUCUUGCUGCUGCUUAUCUGUAGGCAACCAAUGAAAACCUGCCGCCCAAUGUGAUCAGACAGCUCGCGAAGGAAUUGAAGCAUCUCGAUGAAUCCCCCCCGGAGGGGAUCAAGGUGACAGUGAAUGACGACGAUUUCUCCACGAUAUUUGCCGAUAUUGAGGGCCCUGGUGGGUGAUCUACUUGAGUAUCAUUUUGUUUUAAUCGAAUCUGCGCGAGGGAUGACGACGAAUCUUCGCUUCUUGCAGCUGGAACUCCGUACGAAAACGGCAUUUUUCGCAUGAAGCUGCUGUUAUCUCAUGAUUUCCCUCAAUCGCCCCCCAAAGGUAUGCUUCUCCUCGCCCUCUUCGUUGAGAUCUGCACGCCCCUUCCCGUCUUCAAUGAUUAUUUAUGCGAUCUCUCUCUUCUUCUUCUUCUUCUUCUUCUUCCUUUUUUUUCUUUUUGGGUUCUUGUUAGGGUAUUUUGUGACGAAGAUAUUCCACCCCAACAUCGCGACGAACGGGGAGAUCUGCGUCAACACACUGAAGAAGGACUGGAAUCCGAGUCUCGGGCUGCGGCAUGUCUUGAUUGUGAGUAGUAGUGUCCGUGGUUUCUCCGAGAAGCAUUCGGAGGCUUUUCGGGUAGAACGUCGCUGAAUUGGCGUGCCGCCGCUGAGCCGUGUGCAGGUUGUGAGGUGCCUCCUGAUUGAGCCGUUCCCGGAGUCCGCCCUCAAUGAACAAGCCGGGAAGAUGCUGCUUGAAAACUACCAAGAGUACGCUCGGCAUGCCAGGUCUGUGCCGCUGAUCAAGUCUCAAGUCCCUCCGGUCAAAUCGGGUUGGUGAUUUUUUUAUCGUUGGCGAUUUUUUAUGGGUCAAGUGCCCUCAAACCGGGGAUAAUUACAGCCUGUACACGGGGAUACAUGCCCUCAAACCGAAGCCCAAGGUCAAGACGCCUGCCAUGUCCGAGUCCACCACCGCCUUGAACGUAGACCCCGGCUCUUCUCCGGCCGCGGCGGCGGUGGCGGCGGCCCAGCUCCCUGCCGCCAAGGCGGCGCAGCAGACGGGUGCCGCCGCCGGGCCGGAGCAGAACGGCGCCGAUAAUGCCACCCUGCCCGCUGCCCCGGGGGCGGCGGCGGUGGAUGAAGCUGCGGAGCCUGCCGGGGUCGAGAAGAAAGCGCCGGCGGUUAGCGGGAAGCCGAAGCCGCUGAUGGACAACAAGAAGAAGGCGGAUGCGAGGAAGAAAAGCCUGAAGAGAUUGUGA